Molecule: messenger RNA, 506 nt
Organism: Lymnaea stagnalis (great pond snail)
Lineage: Eukaryota; Metazoa; Mollusca; Gastropoda; Lymnaeidae
Source: the annotation of a GenBank genome assembly
UAUAGAAUUCUGCCCAAUGGAGAUUUAGAGGUAACCAAAAGUUUGGAUUAUGAAAGAACUCAAAGCUAUAGUUUAACUAUCCAAACCUCUGAUGGAUUUUAUAAUGCAACAGUCAUCUACAAUGUUCAGAUAACUUCAGUUAAUGAGUUUGUACCAACUUUCUCAAACUCUUCAGUAACUCUUAGUAUUCCAGAGAAUUCCAGGCCUGGAAAUCCUGUGUAUCUAGUAAGUCUGACCAUGGUUUGAUUUUUUUCCUUGCAUUUCUUUUUACUCUUUUAUUAUGAGGACAAUUUAAUCAUUUUGAAACUGUUUACCACAUAUUUAAAUUGUAUCAGAAUUAUUAAAUAACUGUCAAGCCAUCUAUUAAAAAAUAAUUCAAAAGUACAUGUCAGAUAUUACUAUAUUGACACUAUAAAUUAAGAGUAUUCUGUCCUUAUAUCCAGGCUGAGGCUACAGACUUUGAUCUUGGUGAUGAUGGCGUUAUGAAAUAUUCCAUUGAAACUGGU